Molecule: messenger RNA, 1166 nt
Organism: Pogonomyrmex barbatus (red harvester ant)
Lineage: Eukaryota; Metazoa; Arthropoda; Insecta; Hymenoptera; Formicidae
Gene: Adi1
Product: acireductone dioxygenase 1
Molecular function (GO): acireductone dioxygenase [iron(II)-requiring] activity
Source: RefSeq, a predicted model, not a curated record
UCUUGUCAAUGGUGCGAUCCAUGAUGCUACAAAUGUCUUGAAGCAUUAAUUGAUUAAAAGUCUUUGUUCCGAUUGGCCAAUCGAAUGUUUCAAAGUACUUAUAAUGAGACUUUGAUCACAUCUCUGAUUAUAAAGCGCAGAACAGCCUAAAAUUCUUGUCUCCGUUAAUUGUUGUUGGUAGAAGUAUUUGUUGUCAAUUUAUUGUUACUACUUCAACUUGACGAUGGUUCGUGUUUGGUAUAUGGACAACAGCGAUACCGAUCAACGAUUGGAACAUCUCAGGCAGCCUCCGGAAUUUCUGUCCUUGGAUAAUCUAUUCAUUAUGACAGGCGUAGAAUAUUUUAAAAUAGAUCAUCGAAAUUAUGCAACAGAUAAUAUUCUGAAAGAAUUACGCGAAAAACGAGGUUAUACGUAUGAAGAUGAGAUAACAUGCUCCAAAGAAUGUUUGCAAAAUUAUGAAGAGAAGUUAAAAAACUUUUUUACUGAACAUCUUCAUACCGAUGAAGAAAUACGUCUGAUUCUGGAUGGUUCUGGCUAUUUUGAUGUGCGUGACAAGAAUGACGAAUGGAUUCGAAUCGAAGUAACAGCCGGUGAUUUAAUAAUCAUACCCAGUGGAAUUUAUCAUCGCUUUACUUUAGAUACUAACAAUUACAUAAAUGCAAAAAGAUAUUUUGUGGGAGAACCAGUUUGGUUACCAUAUAAUAGACCAGCUGACAAUAUGGAAUGCCGUAAGAAGUAUCUCGAUCGAUUACAGAAAGGCUUUGAAGUACCUUCCCUUUAAUUUCAUACUAUAUAACUUCCAUGAGAAAAAUAUAUAUUUUUUAUAAAUAUAUUUAUAGAGCUGUUAUAAUUGAAGUUAUCAUUUAUAUACCAUUGUACAGAAUUAGAUAUAAUGCAUUACUUGUAAUGUCAUUAUUACUUUUUUGAGUAACACAUUUUUUUAUUAGUAACGACAAUGCAGUUACAUUUUUUAAAUAAUGGCAACGAAUAAAACUGUUAUAAUGUUACUGUAUAUACAACUUAUACAUGCAUAUAGACAUAUAUAAUACGUACGUUAAACAAGCAUGCGAUAAUUGGAUGAAUGAUGUAAAGCAUUUGUAUGUACUAUCUUUUUGAUAUACCAAUUUUAUAGAUAUAUAUACUUAAAUAAAGCACAAGUCUCUUUU